Molecule: messenger RNA, 2028 nt
Organism: Xiphias gladius (swordfish)
Lineage: Eukaryota; Metazoa; Chordata; Actinopteri; Istiophoriformes; Xiphiidae
Gene: dnajc5ga
Product: DnaJ (Hsp40) homolog, subfamily C, member 5 gamma a
Exons: 7
Coding region: 296-967 (223 amino acids)
Source: RefSeq, a predicted model, not a curated record
AGCAAAUUUUUUUCCUGAAAAGGGGAUCUUAGACGAAACCCUGAAAGCAGCAUCCCGUCCGUCUUCUUCUGUUCCUGGAAGGAGGAAACAGCCAAUGUCCUCUGGUGGAGAGAGCCAUAAAUGAGGAGGCGACCCGGCGGCUGCGGCAGGCUACCACUUCUCUGCAUCCGGGCUGGCAUUACCGUGUUACGAACCCUUUAACUGGGAGUUAAUAAAUUAAACCGGAUGCCUCUAUGAUCCAGCUAACCGCACGGCGAGAUAUACAGUGUUCAUUUUGCACAAGCAGAGGUGAGCCAUGGCUGAGCCGAACUCCUCACGUCCUCAAAGGAAGAUGUCCACCGCUGGGGAGAGUGUGUACAAGGUGCUAGGGCUGGAGAAAGGAGCUUCAGCUGAGGACAUCAAGAAAGCAUACAGAAAACUAGCACUGAAGUACCACCCGGACAAGAACCCAGACAACCCGGAGGCAGCGGAAAAGUUUAAGGAGAUUAACAACGCCAACUCUAUUUUAAAUGAUGAGACCAAGAGGAAGAUUUAUGAUGAGUAUGGCUCCAUGGGCCUUUAUGUGUCCGAACAGUUUGGAGAGGAAAGCGUCAAAUACUACUUCCUCAUGUCCAAAUGGUGGUUUAAGGGUCUGGUGCUGUGCUGUACAUUGUUCACAUGCUGCUGCUGCUGCUGCUGCUGCUGUUUCUGCUGUGGGAAGUGCAAACCACCUGAUGACGAUGAAAGCUACCAGUAUGUUGACCCCGAAGACCUGGAGGCCCAAAUCAAAGCAGAGCAGGAUGGAGGUAACACAGUAAUCAUAGGCCAGCCCACAUCUAAUCUGGGUCCAGAAAGCCCAGAAGGCCAGACUCAGCCCAUCCCCCUGCCUUUGCCCAUGCCCAUGCCUCCACCUGAGCCCCAGUCGCUGACCUCAGCCAAUCCAGCAGGGGAAGAAAACCCUGGAGAGACCCUACCAGAGUCAAAAUGACUCGAAAGUGACGGUGUGGAUGAGCCUCAACUAGCAGAAGCAGCCUUUCGAGCCCUUGUUAUGACCCAGCCACAUUCAACUGCUGCCAUAGAUCCAGAGACCCAGAGAUCAACCAGCCCAAAGCCAUCAGCCAGCCCGGGCCCGCGCCUAAAUCCUCCCCCCUCAACCUACUUGAUCAACCCACGGGACAACACCCGCAAGGUGGGCACUGAAAGGCUCUUGGCCCCCCUCCGUGGAGCUGAAAUUACGGAGGAGUAUUCAUGUAAAUUAAACUAUUAGCUGGGCUUUCCAAUACUAAGACCCUCAUUGAAAAUUUCAUGCCAACUAGUAAAUACAAGGCAACUAGCCAUUGAUGACUCCAAUGAGUUGCCUCUCUCCUUCCAGCUUGCCAUAGUCCAACCUGGGCUGGAUGGGACCUUUGGUAGCGGCCCAGUUAUCCAGGGCUAGGCUUGGCAACAUACCUGAGCUCUUUACUAAUCUGCUCUGGUCAACCCAUUCCAACCAGUAAGGAUGUGACACUGGGCAGGAAGAUGGCAAAAACAGGGGAAUAUGAGGGCGAAAAACCUGAUGAAAAAGCGAUCCUUGUCAUUUAUCCACUAUCCAGGCCAGGACUGGAAUUAUUUCUUUUUUUUCCCUCAGUCCCAUCCCUCCCCGUCUCCCUCUGUUUUGGACUCUGUAAGUGACAAACAGGAGUGGGUUUUUUUAAUUUAUUUUUUUAACAUUUCAUCCCAUUUAACUUGGUUUUGGAGUUGCCCUUGAAACAGAACGCCACAGUGAUUGGUGUUAAAGUAACUUCUUUAUGGAAUUGGAUGCCACUUGUGAUUUGAAAAAAAUCAUCAGAAGCCAGCAGCAAAACAGAAACCACGCAUUAAGACUGACAAUGAGGGUGUGGAAUACCAUUUUUUUCUUUUUUUCCCUCUUCUUCCUUCUGUCUUCUUUUAAAUGAACAAUCGCCUUCAGUUAAAUGUUGUCACUGCCCUCUAACGUUCAUUCUGUCACCCUAACUCAUGAUGCCAAGGGUGGUGUUUUUAAUAAAAAAAAAAAAAAAAAAAAAAAAAAAA